Messenger RNA from Rhipicephalus microplus (southern cattle tick), 6881 nucleotides. Its product is annotated as glucose dehydrogenase [FAD, quinone]-like. Gene Ontology annotation, molecular function: flavin adenine dinucleotide binding; oxidoreductase activity, acting on CH-OH group of donors. NCBI's taxonomy places the organism in Eukaryota, Metazoa, Arthropoda, Arachnida, Ixodida, Ixodidae. The record is from RefSeq and is a predicted model, not a curated record.
CUCUUCUCGGCCGCAGUGCACGUCCUGCUACCGCGCGAAGCAGGCGAGCGAGUCAGGGACGAACGUCGGCGACGCUCGGUUUCUCGGCCAAGUUCAAGGCGGCACGCGGCGAAAUCCGGCCAGCGUGUUUCUUCUGCGGCAAGCCGGCCGGGAAUUCCCCCGCUUCUGUCGGGCCGACUCGAUCCCUACGUCGAAAGUGGGGCUUCUCGUGAUUCGGAACUUCGUUAACCCUCUGUAACUUGGACCCUGAAACUGGAACCAAACUUUGGUGCACAUAUCCGGAACACCAUUCGUAAUUCGGCUCCUGGUACUUCUGCUCUUCUGGUGCAUCGAGCAAAUCCUCUUGUUUCCUGUGGCGGCCCAGGCGAAACGGAACCCCAGCGACACUACAACGUUCUGCGGAAUAUUCCACAAACGGCCACGACGCGAAAGUGAACGCCGAUUUCCAACCGAACGCUGGUGACAGUUCGGCAACGGUGGCGCAGUAUUGUGCGUCUAGGACUUACGAUCGAAGAGGGCUGCUGUUGCCACUCUCCUGACAAAAGUCUCAGCCUCUUCCAUCCGUCAUCUGUAACUGGCAACAUUCACAAAACAAAAAAGAAAAGGUUGUCCUUUGCUUGCCAUCGGGGAAACUACACCUGCAGAUUUUUUUUUUAUUCGUGAUAAGAAUUGCCUUUUGAGCGUCUACCAGCUUGCUACUGUGCUGUGCGCUUCUGGCUCGUCUGAAAAAACUCCAUCCUUCUCGCGCGGGGCACUGGUGACGUGUCCCAGCUCCGCGACUGGCUCUUGGAACAGCAUUCCUUCAGCUGUACGGGACCUUUCGCACAUACCUGUGAGCUUCCUUCGCUCUCACGACCGUGCAAAACGCAGACAAAGAAGUCAGUCGUUUCAUCUACCACCAUAAUGAGGUAGCAAUCAAACGCCCAACUUCAAGUUCUACAACCGACUCCUGCCACGAGUGAAAAGCUCAGCCGACUAACUACCGCGGGGAGCUGAAGGGAUUAGUGCCACCACGUAGUCUUCCUGCCCCUGUGAUUGUUCCGAGACUGCGCAGUCGAGACAUCGCCUGACGACGACUUGACUAUUCCGGUUCUUCGGUUUGACGUUUCCUUUCUAGUGAAGCUCGGUGCCAUCGCCGCCGUUUCUUUUUUUUUUUUGCACGAAUUCAUAGCUCAGAAGCGCGUUUUGUUUUGCUGUGUGCACGUGUUCUUGGAAAAGUGAACGAACCGUCGUUGCUGACGUGUGCGAGUGUGCGUCAAGCUCACGCCGAAGCUUUGAAAUAUAUAGGCUACCAUCUCGAAGACAAUAAGGAGUCACGUGUUUUGGUUGCGGAAUGCUCUAAGCAAACGUUGAUGCGACGUGUGACACUGAUUUUGUGAUCAAAACUCUGUGCUUCAAACGAGCAACAAUCGCACCAAGAACACGUUGAAACGGAUUCCGGAAAUAACUUUGCUAUGAAAAGUGAACACUCGGCCUCUUGUAGAAAUCCAAUACCCUACCUUGAGAAAGUUAGUUUCACGUGAAACUGAAGAAUUCAUUCGCUAUUGAAACAUCUCAAGAUGAUGUAAUCGCUGCGGUAAUGUUUAUUUCCAUUAGGCAGUGCUUCGAGGAGGAGGAGGAUUGAAAGAGGAAGGACAGGGAGGUGAAUCGAAAUAUUGUUUGUGGUUAGGAGCUUCUGUUGACUUUGUUUCCUUUGGCCAAUUUUUUGUGUUGCCAAGGGAAAAGCGUGUCCAAAAGUGCUUCUUCGAACAAGCGAAAGAUUCCGCGCAUAAAUGUCGUUCUCGGUUGUUAAGACUCCCGUCGCAUCAGUUCAAUCAGUGCCCCACAACGAGCGCUCAAGGACAGCUCGUGAAAAUUGAAGUAAAUCCUACUAGUGUGCGGUAAACUGCUUGAGAUACACUGCGUGUGUUGCUUGUGAUUUUGUGCGUGUGUGUGAAUUUCACUCUUGCGACGUUGAGAGAGCCUUCGCCAUGGUGGCCUUGGAUAUACCGUUGGUGCCGGCUAUCAUUCCGUUCACGGCUUUUCUGUUCGUUCGGUUUGGUGAACGAAUAGUGCCAUACCAAAGCGAACACAUACAGAAGGAGUACGACUACAUCAUCGUGGGUGGUGGCUCGGCUGGAGCAGUUCUGGCGAACCGGUUAUCUGAAGACAUCACAGCGACCGUGUUACUAAUAGAAGCUGGCGGCAUAGAAAACGAAGUAUCGGACAUACCACUGAUCGCGGCGACGAUGCAGAUGUCACCGCUGGACUGGUCCUACCGAACCGAACCUCAGAAAACGUCCUGCUUCGGCCUAGAAGGAAGGAGGAGUCCUUGGCCGAGAGGUAAAGCGCUUGGUGGCUCGAGUGUCAUCAACUACAUGAUCUACAUCAGGGGCAAUCCGCACGACUACGAUCAGUGGGCGGCAAAUGGAUGCGAGGGCUGGUCGUGGAACGACGUGUUCCCUUACUUCCUGAAAUCGGAGGACAACCGUGAUCCCGCAAUUCUGCAAAAUGGUUACCACAAUCACGGUGGUCCCCUGACUGUAUCCACUCCUCAAUACGCGACACAACUGGGUCAUGCCUUCAUUGAGGCCGGUCUUCAGCUGGGCUACCCAAAUGUGGAUCUCAACGGACCGCAGCAAACAGGUUUCGCCAUACCGCAAGGCACCAUAAGGCGAAGCGCCAGGUGCAGCACCGGCAAGGCGUUUAUCAAACCUAUUCGUCACAGAAAAAACCUCCACAUCACGCUGUAUUCUUUAGCCACCAAGAUCCACUUCGAUGAGUGGAACAACGCCCGGGCAGUCCAGUUUGAGCGGUUCAAGGUUCCACACAUGGUGUUUGCGCGACGAGAGAUUAUUCUGUCGGCCGGAACAAUUGGCAGCACGCAGCUUCUGCUCCUGUCCGGCAUCGGACCCAAACACGACCUGCAAAAGAUGGGCAUUCCUGUCCUUGCUGACCUUCCAGUUGGUUACAACUUGCAAGACCACAUCUACCCUGGCGGCAUGAACUUCCUCGUGCGUGAUCAGGUGUCAAUGGUUCAGACUCGUGUGUUCAACCUGAAGCAGAUUCUCCGCUAUCUAACCAUAGGCAAAGGUCCUCUGACACUGCUGGGCGGAGUUGAGGGUCUGGCGUUUAUCAACACGAAGUACGCCAACAAGAGCAUUGACUGGCCGGACAUCGAGAUCCACUAUCUCUCGGGAUCGCCCGUAUCCGACGGAGGACAAACGUUCAGACGUACUGAAGGAAUCGCGGAUGAGUUGUGGGAGAAAGUUUAUGCGCCCUACGUUUAUGCGGACACCAUGUCUGUAUAUCCGGUGCUGCUGAGGCCUAAAUCUCGAGGAUACAUCAAGCUUCGGUCCCGGAAUCCUUAUGAUCCACCCUUGAUUGACCCGAAAUACCUGAGCCAUCCGGAUGACAUCAUGACUCUUGUUGAUGCCAUGAAGUUUUCAAUGGCAGUGGCCGAAACGCCUGCUUUCCAGAGAUAUGGCGUCCGCAUGUGGGACUUGCCAUUCCCAGGAUGCGAACACUACAAGCACCUCAGUGACGAAAACCUGGCGUGCAUGGCUAGAUCUUUUACCAACACAAUUUACCACCCUGUGGGCACGGCAAAGAUGGGACCCGUUUGGGACCCAACCACAGUCGUCGACCCCAGGCUUAGGGUCAAAGGAGUCCAGCGAUUGCGAGUUAUAGACGCUUCAAUCAUGCCCACGAUCGUGUCCGGCAACACCAACGCCCCGUCCAUCAUGAUCGGCGAGAGAGGUGCGGACAUUGUGAAAGCCGCGUGGGUGCACCACAGCAAUUUCCACCAGCAGCUGCACGAGGCCGCCAAGCGCAAGAGGUGACCGGGGUCAGCCAACGACCGCGCGAUGCAACCGCUGCGUGCGUGGUAUGCACUCUUGCCAAAGACAGUUGCCGAGGCAUUGCUCACUACGCCAGCGCCAGAGGCGCGUGCCGUGUACAGUGCGCAAAGACUAACAGACGGACUCCGAGCCCAGCGCCGGCUACAAUAGACCUGCGAACGGUCCUCGUUGACAACACAGGACACGCAUGCAUCGUCCUCGUCGAAAGCAUCUAAGCCACUUUCUAAACGCCGUUAUCAUUCAGGGAUUUUCUGCAGAUGAAGGAAGUGAGCGCAUCAACGCCCUGUUUCAGUCUGUAGCAGUGUGCUAUAAUUGUCCUCGUAUUCCAAAAGGCUACAUCACUCAGGUUCACCUUAACUUGAGAGUGUCAAUGACAGCACUGCACUUUGUCAGGAGGGGUCACAUUGUAUGGAUAAUGUUGAAAAAGAAUUCUUGAGCAGCACGCCUUACUUCUCAGUCGAUUGGUGGUGGUGGUGUUCUCAACUCGGUCGAGAGAUGUUUGCCGUGAAGUUGUAGUUGUUAUGGUGCUCUGCUGCUCUCCAGUAAACUGUGGGCUCGAUGUCGUCCACGGCAGUCGCAUUUCUAUGGAAGCGAAAUCCUAGAAGCCCGUGCAUUGGAUGACGUCAGUGCGCGGUCACCAGAUUAUCGAAAUUUCCGGAGCCUUCCACUACGCCUUCCUUUAUAAUCAUAUCGUUUAUAUACGUAAUACGCAGAUAUUUUAGCUUCGUUGAGGAACGUAAGAUCUUCACAUCAGUUUGAGGCUACUUAGUGGUGUAGUAAAAAAAAUUGUGAGUCGGUUCACUCCUGUGAUAUGUCGAAAUAUUUUGUGAGACCAGAGUGACAAUUCUUCCACACACUUGAGACAUUUCGUCCAAGUCUAGGCUCACGGAGGCUUCAGGAUACUGCAGCUAUGUCCUAUCAUCGCAGCUUGAAGUGGCUUGCGCACUUUCGGUGAAGGCUGUAAUGCGUUUCUAUGUGUCGUUUCUCUGUGUAUGCUAAGGCACAUCUUGGUGCACUCAGGUCUGCUAGGAGACAUGUCAAGGAGGCCACUGAUGAAAAGCACGGGAAGGUAGUAAACGAACAGUCAGUGCUGUGUUAAGGCGGUAGUCUAAUCUGCAGGUUUUCUCCCAUGAAAGCCUGUCUGAAAGCACCAUGAGGCUGGUAGGCUUCAAGCAUCAACUGCAAGCAUCGACGCUUCAAGCGGGAAGCAACGCUAAUGAAGAUUGUAUGGUGCUGACAGCAGAGAGCCAGAAUCGAUGACGUGAAGUUGUUUCGAAGAUUCGAGUUUGUUCAACGUGCCUGGAAUCUGAAGAUUUCGCUUUGUGUCCUAUUUUGGUGCGCGGAAUUUCUGAUUGAGUAUGCGAUGGCGGCGCACCGGACAAUUCGCUGUCAUCGUGAAUGCUGAAGUCAAGAUUUGUGCUUAGAGGGGUGAGGUGAUAAACUAUGAUAGAAGAGCUGGGCUCCAGGUUUAACGUCUUUUGAGUGUGAAUGUACUGGUUGAUGAAAGUGCUACUUUUUUUAAUAUGCUUUACAAUGUUAACUAAAUAAUAAAAAGGCAGUUGUCUGAUUUCGCAAACGUUUACAAGGAACCACAUGGUGGCAUAACAAACGCAGCAAGUAGAUGAAGCGUCUUCUCCUCGUGCCACUAUAUUUUUGAAUGUAAUAUCUGCUGCUUGUUCAGCUGUGCUGACCUUCUGUGUCAAAAUUUAGCCAAAUGAUUUUGUUUACACCCUUUGACCAACUAUACAUUUUGUGGGUCACGUGACAUAUGUGACGCAUUGCAGCCACAACACAAAUUCUAAGAAGCCGAUGUGGAGUCCCAUUCGGACAACCAACCCUAUUCAAUGUUUUGUGAGCUGUGGCAAAGAAUGAGCAGUUACUUCUAAAUCCGUUCGUCUUUAGGCUUGUCACUUCAUUAGAAGAGACCUACACUCUGGCAAUCCUGGGGAAUCGUUGAUAGUGGUGCUAUCUUGGAUCAGCACUUCCCUAAGAGAAGAUUUAUGAAUUUUGAAGUUAUAAUUACAGAAUAUAUUUAUGACUCAUUUCUUGAAUAAAUACGAUACAUUAUUUAAAUGAUGUGUAUUACACCAUCUUAAGCGUCCGGAACGCACUUCCUCUUAUGGAAAAGGGAGGGUAUGAGGUGUAGAGCACUUUACUCUCCCGCAACUGACGCAUUGAAUCACGUGGAUUACGCAAAGCAUAACUCUUAACGCCCACUAUAACCAAUUCACCACAUGAUAUUGACAUGAUAAAGUAAAAAAGUAGUUUUUCCAAUUUAGGUAAUACAACUAGCCUUAUGUUGCUUUGUUCCCUCUUACCAAACCUAAUUUCUGCAGUAUGAUGAUGUGUCAUUGCUAACGGUUUAUAAGUCAUAGAUCUCUAGCAAAUCGUGCUUAUAUAAGAGGUUGUGGCCCAUCUAUUUCUGGUUAGAAUGCUCUUCAGCAGACGAGAGCAGUAUUUCGGGCUUGUUGUUAAUUCAUUACUUCGUUGCAUUGCGGAACAGAGCAGAAGAAGACUGUGCACAAGCGCUGGUUGUGUCUUUUUUUCUGCUGUCGGUGCCUUUUCGUUCCGCAAUCGUACUGUCAUUGUACAUUUGUUUUGUUGGUUUUUUUCUAGUGUUGCAAGUUUCAACUAUUGUACCACCUAACUAAAGAAUGACGGUGUGAAAAAAGUCGUAGUGCGGAAUAUAAAGUGUUGCAGUUAGCCUCACGGUUCUUCUUAACACUUGGUCUCUCAAGCAUCACGACAACUCUAGAAAAAAUACUAGGCCACCUACAUGAAGCUUGGUUGCAUCGUAAGAAAAAAAAACUGAAAUUUUUGCAUUUUUUACAAAUAAUUACUAGAAUAUAAGCGCUGAAGAACAUCCAAGUGUGUCAUUUAUAUUAUUAACAAUGUUUCGCUGAUUUUCGCCAACUUGUACAAAUGUCGCCAACGUUUUUCUCGUUAUUUUAUGUGUACAAAUGACUUUUAGUAACCUUUGUUGGUCUUGUGCAUCCUUACUUCAAUUGUUCAAUUCGUGAAAUAAAAGUUUGCGCUCAUAAA